AUGUUUUCAGAAGUACCUGAGAUCGUCGAGACUCUUAUUCCUGCGUUGCUCGCUGUCCGUCCUAAGAAGUUCACUCCAGAAAUGUAUGACCCAUCAGUCGCGUGGAAGUUGAUGCACGCUGCCGCGCUCAUAGUCAUGCUUCUCGGCGGCGAAGACCCCGCAUUCUGGAAACACCUAUUCGAGGUUGACAAUCCCGAGAUGCCUACUGGAGUACGCGUUGCUCUUAUUGAAUUCUAUAUACGUCCGUAUCAAGCUCUGCUGGAGUACAGCAAGAAUAGACGCCCCCAUAAUUUGAGCGACGAAGGGGAAGACACAGUGGACGAAGAAGAAUCGCCCCUCAAUGCCAAAGGAUCGGCCAUCACCGAUUUUCUUUUCAGCACAGGACCGCGCCGCGACACAAACAUGAAGGCACCAUCGACCCAGGGGACCCGUCCGGCGGCGAGAGCCAGCAAUAACUGGAGCGGCUCAGUCAACGCGUCGGCCCACCACCCCGUAUAUGAGGCCAACCGUGACUCCGGCAACGUAUUCAGCGAUGACAACCAGCAACAAUUGGAGCUCCACAUCGACACAGUCAACGUACCGUGUGUUUCCGUCCAGCAGCCCAUUUAUGACGUCAACGGCGGCUCAGUAUAUGCGUCCGCCGUAUCCAACCAUUUCGUAUUUGGGGCCAAUGGCGGCAACGACCAGCAACAACUGGCGGUCCGCAUCGACUCUGCCUACGCGCCCUGUGUUUCCGACCAGCAGCCCAUUCAUGACGCCAACGCGUCCGACACGGACAGCAAAACACAUCGGAAGCAGAGAGCGUCUCAGUCAAAGCGCCGAGUCGAGGCGGUAGUGCCGCUUCGCAAGCAAGCCUUGAAGGCUGCAGCGACUCAGUCGAUGCGCCCGGUGGUGCCCGCAUCGAACGCGUCGCAGAGCGCUUCACCCCUUGAAAACAGUCAUAUUACCCUUGGUACGAGAAAGACGGUCCAGUCAGGAACCCUUCUGGCCCGACAAAUAUCAGAGAUAGGGAUCUCGACCCAACGCAGAGAAAGCUCGAUUAUUCCUGCGCGAGGGAUAGCAUUCGAAGAGAAGCAGGCAUCGCAAGACUCAGUCUUCUCAGCUUCUGUCCCUUCCACAUCGCGCAAGCACUCCCUUGAGGGCGAAGACAACGAUAGCCCCAGCAUUCAUCUCUCAAAGAGACGCCACUCAACAUUAUCGACGUCGAACGUGCAGCCUAACUCAGCCACUGAUGAUGGGGAAGAACUUGAUCCACGCAGACCAAAUUACGAAGAGAUUGAUGAAUUCCUAGACGCAGUGCUCGAGUCGCAUAAACGCAAGAAACUCCCGCGCUCCAGUCAUCAGCUCGAAGAGUCUUCUUCCGCAAGCCUCCAGCAUCACAUCCGGGAGUCGAUCAGCCAACACUCCCCUGAAUCUGUGGUUGCCGGGAAUGAGAUCCCGUGCCCACAGCAGCUAAUAUCAGAUGAGGAUGCAGAAGAUGCAGCGCGCCAGUAA
This is a messenger RNA of Myxozyma melibiosi, 1494 nucleotides long. RefSeq lists its product as uncharacterized. The record is from RefSeq and is a predicted model, not a curated record. The coding region runs from base 1 to 1494 and encodes 497 amino acids. The transcript is spliced from 4 exons. NCBI's taxonomy places the organism in Eukaryota, Fungi, Ascomycota, Lipomycetes, Lipomycetales, Lipomycetaceae.